UCUGAGUCCUGGGAUUUCCUCAAUGAGCUCGCAAGGUGGAAAUGACAUCAGGGUGUUGGUGGAAGUUUUGCUGAAUCAAGAUUUCAUCGUUUACUCUGAUUGCAAAGUACCAGUACCAGCCUCAGUGGACUGGCUCUUGGCGUCGUUGCUCACCGAAUACAAACAGUAAAGAUUGAGCGCGGAGAGAGAGAGAGAGAGAACAUGAAACGGAUACAACGUUGCAAAACUUUGUUACACGCUUACAACUUCCGAGCUCUGAAUGUGCUUCAUGCAUUGCCUGAGAAUCCAAGAUCGCAGUUAAAACGCGAUUUUUUUGCUGCUACCUCAUCAUAUGCUUAUGACACAAGGGUUGAAUUAUUGUCCCAAGAACAGAGGAGGAUGUGUUUUGAUACCCACGCUUUAGUCCUGGAGCUGCAGAAUAACGGUUUUCCAAAACAGCAAGCAGAGGCUAUUGUAACAUUAAUGGCAAAUUUGACUAAUGCAAAUAUGGAAUCCACACACAAGGAAUUGGUAACAAAAGCACAACAGGAAAUAACGCUGCAGCAAAUCAUGGCUCAUUUAGACUCGAUAAGAAAGGAUAUGGUUAUUUUGGAGAAAAGUGAAUUUUCAAGCCUGAGGAUGGAAAAUGAGAAAAUAAAAAUUGAAUUGGAGCAUGUGAAACAACAGCUUACGGAUGAAGUUAAGAAAAUCAGAAAUGAUACAAAACUGGACAUGAACUUGGAGAAAAGCAGAAUCAUGGACUCGUUUAGAGAACAAGAGAAGCAGUUAAUGACAUCUAAAAAUGAAUUUACUGAACUGAAUUCAGACACGGACCGUGCGAUAACUGAAACAAACAAAAAAAUUGACACAGAUGUGGCGUCACUUAAAACCAUGUUGGAAUCUCUUAAACUAGAAACAAUGAGGUAUCUUGCAGCAUCUGUCUUCACCUGCCUAGCAAUCGCCUUGGGAUUUUAUCGCUUGUGGCAAAAAUAGAAAAUUGAAAGCUGACCUUCACCAAUGACCAAGAAAAGAUUCUUGAAAUGGAACACUGCAAAAUCAUCCUGAAGAAUUCCAAAUAAUACGUUGGGAUUUUUCCUGCAGAUGCCCGAUAUAAUUGUCCUGCUGCAGUGGUUUGAGGAAAGAUUCAUGGUGCAUUGUUAUUAUGGUCACAGAAAAUUGCAGAACCGUGGUGAUGGAAUACAGAUCUCUCUCACAGUUGGUUGUAACGGGCCUGGGUGAAAUGACUGCAUAUUCUUAACACGUUGCCUGGGCCAAGUGCAUUCACAGUACAGAAAUACAUUAUGUAGCAGCUGCUGCAUGUACUAUAAAUGCAUUGAGCAUACAGGGUGCUGCAUUAAGGGUGGUUACCACAGUCUUUGUCUGCCGUGUAAGAUAAAAUAGAGAUUUAAGUGUUUUUUUUAUUUUGUUUUCCGUAUUACAAAAUAGAAUGAACCCCGAGGCCAGUAUGCAGCAGCGGUUGCCAGGUAACCGUGGCAAUGACUACAAUAUGGGCAGAAACAAACAGCCUGUUAUCAUGCUGGUUUAUUAAAUGUAUUCCUAUUACUCUUGAGAAAUGGCAGCAAUUAAAGUGUAUUCUUCAGAGACUCAGCAAAAAUGAGCAGUUUGCUAUAAAAUCACUUUCUGAACAAGUGAUUUGUUGUGAAGAAACUGUCACAGUAAAUAAAAUCUUCUGGAAUAAUUAUUACAGUCAUAUCUCUGACAGCAAAGAUGAAUGCUGCUCUUGAGCAUUUUGUUUCAAGCAUUUAAUAAGUCGGGAAACCAGCAAUUGAGGAUAUAAUUAACUGGAGACUUGAAGGCAGCAACUUCAGGCUUGUACCUGCCUUGAUUGAUAUGGAUACUGUGCAUUGAAUGUAACAUCUUGUUCUUUUAUCAUGACCUUUAAGUGAUAUUCCCCAACAAUGUUAAGCUACUUGGAGCAUGUUGACUACCUUCAUUAAAAAUUGACCAAAUUA
This is a messenger RNA of Leucoraja erinaceus (little skate), 1952 nucleotides long. It is a transcript of the gene ccdc90b, whose product is annotated as coiled-coil domain containing 90B. Gene Ontology annotation, cellular component: mitochondrion. The transcript has 9 exons. Lineage: Eukaryota; Metazoa; Chordata; Chondrichthyes; Rajiformes; Rajidae. The record is from RefSeq and is a predicted model, not a curated record. Bases 202 to 972 code for a protein of 256 amino acids.